Molecule: messenger RNA, 1620 nt
Organism: Penicillium bovifimosum
Lineage: Eukaryota; Fungi; Ascomycota; Eurotiomycetes; Eurotiales; Aspergillaceae
Product: serine hydrolase domain-containing protein
Exons: 3
Coding region: 1-1620 (539 amino acids)
Source: RefSeq, a predicted model, not a curated record
AUGCUCUUUCCCUCGUCGCUCGUUCUUUUCGAGGUACUCGUGAGUAGUACCCUCGCAGCAAUUCAACUUCCUCUACUAGCGCAUGAAGACCAAUCGCAAAAAACGCCCCUUAAUGAGGUAUUCGACCAAAAGGUGAAAUGGGCCCGCGAACACUUUGACAUCCCAGGCUUGGCGGUUGCAGUGGUUCGAGAUGAUGUUUUUUGCAAAGGCUACGGCGUUUCGGAUAUCCAUAUGUCGAAGCCAGUAACUGAGCAUACGCUGUUCUUCACUGGGAGCACGACAAAGGCCUUCACAUCUGCGGCUAUAUCUCUUCUAGUCGAAGAUGAUGGCAAUCACCCCGAGAUACGAUGGGACACACCGGUCCAUACUAUUCUUCCCGCCGAUUUUGUUCUCAAUGACCCUUGGUCUACGGCUCACACAACGAUCGCUGAUAUACUUUCUCAUCGCUCUGGUCUACCACGCCAUGAUUGGGUUUGGUUGGCCAACAUCACUCUCCAAGAGGUGGUGCAAUCGAUGAGGCAUCUUCCUCUCACAGCUGAACCGCGGACAAAAUGGCAAUAUUGUAACCUCAUGUACAGUGCAGCAGCGCAUCUGAUUGAGAUUGUGACAAACCAAUCUUUACACACAUUUCUAACAAAGAACAUUUGGCAACCUCUCAACAUGUCGGAGACGUAUCUUUCUUUCUCUGAGGCACAAGACACGCAUCGCGACAUCUCUCAAGGCUACUAUGUUGACUCGAAUGGUAAAAUUGCCUCAACCAACCAGGUAUUCUCAGAUACCAUUCGGGGGGCAGGCAACGUACUAUCUUCUGUAGCAGACUACGCUAAAUGGGUUUCAGCUAUUUUGAAUCGAAAACCGCCGCUUUCGAAAACAAGUUACGCUACCCUUUUAGGUGGGCACUCAAUCAUAUCGCCCAAUCCAAUUGAGCCAUUCGGAUCCCCUUUACUGUAUGGUCUAGGGUGGAUGUCGCAAACAUAUAAAGGCGAGCUGCUGGUCUUCCAUGAAGGGGCACAGUUUGGGUACGGAGCAUGUGUUAUACUCUUGCCCCGUCGAAAACUCGGACUCGUGGUUCUAGGUAACAACAUGAUUGGUAUCAACGCAGCGGCGAAUCUACUUGCAUUUCACCUUAUUGAUGAAGAAUUGGGAAUCCCUAAGAAUGAUCGGUUUGACUGGGUUACAAGCGGUGAUAAAAUCAUCAAUGACACCAACCUUCCCGAUAACAUUAUAUCGGAGCUCUAUCCUAUGACCCCUAAUCCUCCGUUGCCAAACCCUCUCAACAUAUCCGCUUAUGAAGGAACAUACACGCAUACAGCCUAUCCAGACCUCAGGGUAUCUAGCAGCUGCUCGGAACGCGAGACAGCCAUUCAGGGGCUGCAGCGGAAAUUACCUGACCUCUGCGUCUCGAUUGUGAAAUAUAACCUGUAUUCCCAGUAUCUCAUUAACGACCUAUUCCAUGUCUCUGGAAUGUUCUGGGUCCAAAUUGCCACGCGCUGGGGAGUUACCAAUGCGACGCGGGUGGAAUUCCGGGUUGAUUCCAAGGGGAUGGUAAGUUGGCUGGGAAUCGAGAUUGAACCAUUGAUGGCGGUCCAUGGGGAGAAAAUCUGGUGGAAACACUCAUGA